AUGAAGGUUCGUAAAGAAGGAUCAAUAAAACAUUUAGGAAUAACAUUGACAGCGUCACCUACUAUACAACAUACAGAUUUAUUGCAUUACAUAGCGAAAAAAGAACGCAAAGUGCUUGAAUUAAGAGAAGAGUUAAAGAGAAACGAAGAGGAAUUGAGUUUAUUGAAGAAAAAAUGGGAAACCAUUUUCACAAAUCAAAUCAUUAAUAGCCCAGAGAAAAAGGAGAAUGUGAAUGGUGUUGGAAUUGGAGAAAAUGAUGAUGAUGAUCAAUCAGAUGACGUUGAAGUUAUAAAGUUAAUGAAUGGAUUAAGUAAGGGAAUAGUGGGAGUAGUUAAUGGCAUAAAGAAUGUAGCAGAAAGUGAAGUAACUCAUGAAAAAUUAUUAAAGAUUAGAACAGUGGUUGCAGAUGUUGCAAAUUAUGAGCCUGUUAAACAAACAAAAAAAAUGACUUUUGAUUUUACAUCACAAGCUUUUGACAAUAUCACUAAAGGAUUUUCUUCAAUAGCACAAUCUGAAACAAUUAGGAAUGCAAGAAGAAAGACAUUGGAAACUGUUUAUCAAUUGAAUGAAAAUUCAAAACAAUCAGAUGAAAUAAUAUAA
This is a messenger RNA of Entrophospora sp. SA101, 600 nucleotides long. Lineage: Eukaryota; Fungi; Glomeromycota; Glomeromycetes; Entrophosporales; Entrophosporaceae. The record is from the annotation of a GenBank genome assembly.